GCCGGCCCGCCAAGCCAAGCCCAGCCCAGCCCGGGCCGCAGUGCGUCCGCAGUGACCCGCAGGGCGCCGCAGACCACGGACGAACGCGGAAAAUGCUCUGAGCGGACGGCGUGUCGCACCGAGGCCAAGCACCCCGUCAGCGUCGACAGACUCGACAGACCAGCCGAGGAAGCCUCCCAACAGUGUGGUGGCCGUGUAGUUCGGCAAGAUGGUCAAGCUGCCGCAGUUCACCAAGACCCAGUGGCUGACGCUCAUCGUGUUCAGCAUUGCGGACUUCUGCAAUGCCAUCUGCGUCUCCCUGCAGGCGCCGUUCUAUCCGCAGGAGGCCGAGAAGAAGGGCGCCACGGCGACGGAGUACGGCCUGGUCUUCGGCGUCUUCGAGCUGGUCGUCUUCAUCAUCAGCCCCAUCUACGGACAACAUCUCAAUAGGAUAGGACCCAAAUUCCUAUUCAAUGGCGGCAUCUUCACAACAGGCGUCUGCGCCAUAUUGUUCGGCAUGCUGGACAAGGUCAACGGCCACUACCCCUUCAUCGUGCUGUCCUUCCUCAUCCGCAUCAUCGAGGCCAUGGGCAACGCCGCCUUCCUCACGGCCUCGUUCGCCAUCAUCGCCAAGGAGUUCCCCGACAACGUCGCCACCACCUUCGCGUCCCUGGAGACUUUCUUCGGGCUGGGCCUGAUCGUGGGCCCCACGGUCGGCGGCGCGCUGUACCAGGUCGGCGGCUACACCACGCCGUUCGUGGUGCUGGGCUCGGCGCUGUUCCUCUCCGCCAUCAUGACCGCCUUCGUCCUGCCGGACCACGGCCAGCACGAGAGCGAGCCCACGCAAGGAGCCAGCCUCUGGCAGGUGCUCAAGAUCCCCGGCGUGCUGCUCGCCGCCGCCUCCAUCAUCGUCACCUCCAUGAGCAUCGGCUUCUUGUCCGCCACGCUCGAGCCUCACCUCAGAAGCUUCAAGCUGUCCCCCGUGGUGCUGGGCCUCAUGUUCGUCAUCAACGGCGGCACGUACGCGCUCACGGCGCCGUGCUGGGGCAUGCUGUGCGACCGCGCCAUGGUGCCCAAGGUGGCCACCAUCUGCGGCUGCCUGCUCAUCAUCGUGGGCUUCUCGCUCGUCGGCCCGGCGCCCUUCAUCCCGUCGGACACUGUGCUGUCGCUGAGCAUCGUCGGGCUGGUGCUGCACGGCCUGGGCAUCGCGGCGCAGCUCGUCGCCUCCUUCACGGACGCCCUCAGGACGUCCAUUGCUCACGGCUUCCCCAACAACCUGGAGACCUACGGGCUCAUCUCCGGGCUGUGGACCUCGACGUUCGCGCUGGGCGCCUUCAUCGGGCCGUCCGUCGGCGGCAUCCUCUACGACUGCGUGGGCUUCCGCGCGGGCUCCAUGUUCGUCGUGGGCCUCAACGCCCUCGUGUGCGUGAUGGUGAUCGUCUUCCUGCUGCUGGUGCGGCGCCGGUCGCAGUACAAAGAGGUGCCCAGCGAGGAGGACCUCAAGAACCUGUCGUACACGCUGUCCUCGGACCACAGCCCGCCCUCCAACGGCUACCUGGGCAACGGCUCGGUGGCGUCCAACGGGCACGCCAACCCCUGCGCCAUCGAGCGGCCGCCGGGCAUGAACGGCAUCAUCGCCACCAACUCGUACAAGAACAGGCACGGCACCUGGCACCGCAAGGAGGCGGGCGCCGUGCUCAUCGGGCCCUACAGCACCAGCUACGGCAGCCUGGAGUCACGCGGCUUCCUGUCCAGCGUCAAGUAGGCCGCGGCCCAGGACCCAGCGCCCCGCGUCCCGCGCCCCGCCCCCAGGACCCAGCGCCCCCCCGCACCGCCACGGCGCGGCCACCGGCACCCCUAUCCCCAAGGCCACCGAGGAACUUAAACAAACUGCUGCGGGAAAUUCCGUCGAAUGGCUCCGAAUUCCCUCCGCGUUUCGAAAGGAUUCUUAGCAGUGUUUUAAAUUUUGAGGAAAAUUCUAGGGUUGUCGUCAAACUGUCGAGAAGGUUCAAGUUUUUCGUUGAAAGUCGAAUUUCCGGCGAGUUUCUCGGAGUCGUGUCCAAUGUGAGGGAUGGCUGUCGACGGUACAGCACUUGGCGUGUUCCAUCGCUGCCGUCCGUGCGCCGUCGCCGACUGGCCGCUGGUUGGCGCGCCUAGCCUCGCGCCGGGCCGACCCACAGUGGGCCAGAAGACCGGUGGAGGCGGUCGAAACCCCCGACGCGUUUUGUGCUCCAGAGUAGCUAAAUGGGACUCGAACCGAA
Messenger RNA from Thrips palmi, 2240 nucleotides. RefSeq names its product MFS-type transporter SLC18B1-like. The transcript has 10 exons. Gene Ontology annotation, biological process: transmembrane transport. Gene Ontology annotation, molecular function: transmembrane transporter activity. The record is from RefSeq and is a predicted model, not a curated record. The coding region runs from base 209 to 1744 and encodes 511 amino acids. NCBI's taxonomy places the organism in Eukaryota, Metazoa, Arthropoda, Insecta, Thysanoptera, Thripidae.